UAGAUUAGCAGUUUUAGAUACUGAAGAAAUAAAGAGAUAGAAAAUGGAAAAGAAAAAGAAGUAAAGAGUAUUUUAAGAGAGAAAGAGAAGGAAAAAUGAAAGCAGACUCGCAUAUCUUAGAAAAACAUCACACUUUGUCCUUUAAGCCCAAGGUGGACUUUGAAGAGAGAGGACUGUAUUUUUUUAGGAGGAGUAGGCAGAACAGCAGGGCGGAUGCAAAGCAGAACAAGGAGGAGAGACUUUGAGAAAGAAAGUGGGAGGUAAAAAAAAAAACUUGAGCUUAAAAAAAAAAGAGAGAAUCUGUCUUUUGGUGGUUGCUUAUGAACAGAUAGUAGCCUACCUUAAGCCUCAUGCUCUCUGCGUGUGUGUUUCCAUGGUGAUGUCUGGAGGGCAGACCAGUGGAGAGGCUGCUGGUGCCACGCAGCGACUCAGGACCAGCCCGAGCCCGGAGAGAGAAGACCUGGAGGGGCUUUCCUCACCACCAGCUGCCCACAAACUCUCACCCAUGUACCCUAAGGAGGAGCACAGUGUGGGGGGCAUCAGCUCCUCUGUCAACUAUCUUGAUGGAUCCUACGAGUUCCCAAACCCCACACAAACCUACGGCACCUCGUCACCCGCCGAGCCUGCCUCGGUCGGAUACUACCCAGCUCCCCCGGACCCCCACGUGCCCCCCGUAGAAGAGCAUCUGCAGUCGUUAGGCAGCCCUCGCAUCUUUGCACCCUCCAGCCCUCAGUUGUCCCCAUACCUGAGCCAUCCUGGUGGUCACCCCUCGACCCACCAGGCGUCCUACUACCUGGACACCCCUUCUAGCUCUCUCUACAGGUCCAGUGUGGUAUCUUCUCAGCAGGCAGGUGGUGGUUUGUGUGAGGAGCUGUGCAGUGCCUCUGACAGACAGGAGAUGUACUCCGGAUCAAGAGGCACAGGAGGGUUUGAUUCAGAGAAGGAGACGCGCUUCUGUGCAGUGUGCAGUGAUUAUGCCUCUGGUUAUCAUUAUGGAGUCUGGUCCUGUGAGGGAUGUAAAGCUUUCUUCAAGAGAAGCAUUCAAGGUCACAAUGACUAUGUUUGUCCAGCGACCAACCAGUGCACUAUUGACAGAAACCGCAGGAAGAGCUGCCAAGCAUGCAGACUACGCAAGUGUUAUGAAGUAGGCAUGGUGAAAGGAGGUAUUCGUAAGGACCGCGGUGGGCGUGCUAUCAGGCGUGAGAGGAGGAGGAGCGGUAAUGAAGAUCUCAUCAAGAGCUACAGUGAGCAGUCAAGCCAUAGUGGUUCAAGAACAGCUCCCCCGCAGGACAAGAGGAAGAAGAGCAGCGGCGGCGGGGUCAGUGCUUUAUGCCUUCCUCCUGACCAGGUGCUGCUGUUGCUUCUGGAGGCAGAGCCGCCGGCCGUCUGCUCGCGACAGAAACACAGCCGCCCAUUCACCGAGAUCACCAUGAUGUCCCUGCUCACAAACAUGGCUGACAAAGAACUCGUCCACAUGAUCGCCUGGGCUAAGAAAGUACCAGGGUUCCAGGAUCUCUCUCUGCACGAUCAGGUUCAGUUGUUGGAGAGCUCUUGGCUGGAGGUGUUGAUGAUCGGCCUCAUAUGGAGGUCUAUUCAUUCACCUGGAAAACUCAUCUUCGCUCAGGAUCUCAUCCUGGAUAGGAGUGAAGGGGAAUGUGUCGAGGGGAUGACUGAGAUUUUCGACAUGCUCUUGGCGACCGUGGCUCGCUUCCGUAGUCUCAAACUCAAGCUGGAGGAAUUCGUUUGUCUCAAAGCCAUCAUACUUCUCAAUUCUGGUGCAUUUUCAUUCUGCUCCAGUUCAGUGGAGCCCCUGAUGGACAGCUUCAUGGUGCAGUGCAUGCUGGACAACAUCACUGAUGCCCUCAUUUACUGCAUCAGUAAAUCAGGUGCCACCCCGCAGCUGCAGUCUCGCCGGCAGGCCCAGCUCCUGCUGCUGCUCUCACACAUCAGACACAUGAGCAACAAAGGAAUGGAGCACUUAUACCGAAUGAAAUGUAAGAAUCGAGUCCCACUGUAUGACCUUUUGUUAGAGAUGCUGGAUGCCCAGCAAUUCCAUUCUUCAAGAAAAGUGCAGCGACCGUGGUCACAGAGUGAGAAAGACUCUUGGUCUACACCCACAGCCGGCAGCAGCAGCCCCUCCAGAGGUCCUGGAGCCAUGCAGCCCAACACGGCCAGAGUCCAGACCCCUGAUCUGUGUCCAGUCCAACAACUGAAGAAUGUGAAGACUGUGAACCAGUCAGUGCUGGCUAAUAGAUUUGAAGGUGGAACUGAAGUCUCUCUUUGUGCCUUAUCAGAGAAUACUUUAGAUUCUAGAAGACCCAUCUAGAAAUGAACACAUUUUAAAAUGUAAAGAGGUUGAGUCUUCAAAUAAAACAGUAUACAUCUAU
This is a messenger RNA of Carassius auratus (goldfish), 2387 nucleotides long. Its product is annotated as estrogen receptor. Gene Ontology annotation, biological process: steroid hormone receptor signaling pathway; regulation of DNA-templated transcription. Gene Ontology annotation, molecular function: steroid binding; zinc ion binding; nuclear estrogen receptor activity. The transcript is spliced from 8 exons. Bases 374 to 2326 code for a protein of 650 amino acids. Lineage: Eukaryota; Metazoa; Chordata; Actinopteri; Cypriniformes; Cyprinidae. The record is from RefSeq and is a predicted model, not a curated record. Gene Ontology annotation, cellular component: nucleus.